This is a messenger RNA of Ostertagia ostertagi, 390 nucleotides long. NCBI's taxonomy places the organism in Eukaryota, Metazoa, Nematoda, Chromadorea, Rhabditida, Trichostrongylidae. The record is from the annotation of a GenBank genome assembly.
AUGUUCUGCCGUGUUACUGUUGCCGUUUUGUUGCUGGCCGUUUCGGCACAUGCUGGAUUUUUCGGUGAUGUCAGCGGAAUGGCUAGUGAUGUUGGUGACUUUUUCUCAAAGCAGUUCAACAACCUGAAAGAUCUAUUCGCUGGAAACCAAUCGGAGCUUGAGAAGAACAUUCAACGAGUGAAAGAUCUCCUGAUGGCGAUCAAAGAGAAAGCAAAGAUGCUCGAGCCAAUGGCCAACGAUGCACAAAAGAAGACAAUCUCAGAGGUUAACAACUACAUGCAACAAGUGGAGGCCUUCGGUGCUCAGGUGAAAAAAGACGGAGACGCGAAAUUCGAGCAACGGUACCAUCGAGAGGACGAAAUGGGCUUGGUCCCUCGGACAACUACGUGA